AUGGACAGCUUCGUGGAGUCCCUCAACAGGCUGAAGGCCGUCCAUGAGCAGGAGGUGCUGGGCCUGCAGAACAAGCUUCUGGAGCUGAACGCAGAGCGAUGCCGGGACGCGCAGCGGGUGGAGGAGCUAUGCGCCAAGAACCAGCAGCUCCGGGAGCAGCAGAAGGUCCUGAAGGACAACGUGCGGGCGCUGGAGAACAGGCUGCGAGCCGGCCUGUGCGACCGCUGCUCGGUCACCCAGGAGCUGGCCAGGAAGAAGCAGCGGGAGCUCGAGGGCUCCCUCCUGCACAGCCUGCAGCAGGUCUUCGUCCUCGCCAAUGAGAUGAACCGGCUGCAGGAGGAGAAUGAGACCCUGAAGGAAGAGGUGACCCGGCUUCGGGGCCUGGGGCCCAAGCCCCCGUGCAGGGAAGGGGCCCCGGACCCCAGCUCCCCGCCGCCACGCACCUCCCCCGGCGCCCGCAAGGCCACCACCGAGAAGCUGCCGGGAGGCCACGAGGAGGCUGAGGAUCUUGCCCCAGAAAAGCCCGGCUACCGCGCGUCUCCAGCGGCCAAAGCCUCCCCGAGUGCCAGCCCACCCGAGCCGCGGGCCCCAGACAUGAGCCCCCAGAGGAUCUCCAACCAGCUGCACGGGACCAUCGCUGUGGUGCGGCCAGGGGCCCGGGCCUGCCUCGCCGACCGGGGCGCCACCAACGGGACACCCCCUGCCCGCAGCGGCCCCCCCAGCCCGCCCCACGAGCACGGCCUCCCGCUGGACAGCUUCCUGCGGGCUGCCCGGUCCCCCUCGCUGGCCUACGAGUCUCUGAAGCGCUCCCUCCAGGCCGACCGCCUCUCGCUCCUGAACCGCCCCCUGCCUCUGCACCUGCAGGGCCCCCACAGCAGCCCCCAGGGCCCCGCCGCCGCCCCUGGCGGCCCCCCACCCCAGGGCCUGAGGGCCGGAGAGGCCGAGGCCUGGGAGGAGCCCCCAGGCCUGCCAGGGGCCCUGGGGGACGUGCGGGACCCCCGGCUGGAGGGGGCGCUGAACCUGCUGCUGGCUCAGCAGCUGCGGGCGCGGGCGCAGGCCGACGGCGCCAGGCUGAGGGGCCCCCGCAGGCCAGGGGAGACCCUGCCCUCCCCUCCCGUCGGCUCGGACUCUGAGGGGCCAGAGGGCGAGGUGGCCGGGGCAGCCCUGCCCGGGAGGCGGCCCACAGGCCCCGGCAGCCCCAGGGCGAAGGCGGCCAGGACCACGCAGGACCACGCUCCGGACAAGCCCCUGGACCUCUCGGAGCGGGGCCGGGGCCGGGAUGCCCCCAAGUGCACGGGCCGGCCAGGCUCCCUCAGCCCCCGAACCGCCCACACUCCCAGUCCUGAGCCACCCCAGGGGGCAGAGCCCCCUGCCCAGUCCGGACCUUGGGGACGCAGCGAUGGCACCGAGGGGACCGGUGCGCCAGAGCCGGAGGAGCCCCGUACUCCAGAGGAGCCCCCACGUCCUCUCCCAGGGCCCCAGCCCAGCCCCCCGUCUCCGGGUGGGAUGGGAGACGGGUCCAGAGAGAGGCCAAACGCGUCCCCCCACCCGCAGAGGCCUGACGCCAAGGGCCACCCAGAGCUCAGCAAGCCCGACGGGCAGUGGCAGGCGUCAGACCAGCCGGACGAGCCGGACGCCUCGGACAAUGAGGGCGGCCUGAGCCCCAAGGAGGCCACGCCAAGUGCACCGGGGGAGGGGCUCAGGUGCUCCUGCACCUCGGAGCCAGGGCAGGGCCCCCCCCAGAAGAGGAAGCGGGCCCCGUCCUCUGACCAGUGGAACAAAGCCUCCAAGAAGCUGUCCUGAGAAGGAGCCCCAGGGGAGCCCUGGGAGCCCAGGGCAACCGCGUGGCCCAGGAGCCUGAGACCCU
Molecule: messenger RNA, 1867 nt
Organism: Pteronotus mesoamericanus
Lineage: Eukaryota; Metazoa; Chordata; Mammalia; Chiroptera; Mormoopidae
Gene: RBBP8NL
Product: RBBP8 N-terminal like
Exons: 13
Coding region: 1-1803 (600 amino acids)
Source: RefSeq, a predicted model, not a curated record